AUGCCUAUUAGCUACUCAGAGUCGUCAUCUGAAGCACCAGAAGAGGAUUUGGGAUGGGCUUAUGCGGAUGCGGAUUGGGGAAUCCGUGAGAAAUGUUUUUGUGGACGUCUCAUGAAGAUUGAAACUGCGAGUGGUUUAGCUUCAGGGAAUGGUGGCCGCAAGUACUACAAGUGCCCUGUUUGGGUUAAAGAGGGGAGGGGAGAGCACAUCUGCAAAUGGUGGGACGAGGGGGUUACCGAAGAGAUUGGAAUCCUGCAGGGAAAGGUCGCAGACCAAAAGGAGAGGUUGGCUACGCUUGACAGACAAGUUGCCUUCGAUCCGCGGAUUAGAGAAUUGAGGGAUGAGGUUGCACUGCUUAAGGAUGAAAUCGUGAUGCUGUUGGACGAAAUUGCCAUGAUGAAGGAGGAAAAUGCGAUGAUGAAGGAGGAAAUUGCAAAAGCAGGUGAUGGGGCUUUGACGCUGUGUGUACUUGCUGUUUUUGCUGCCAUUUCUUAUCUAUUUAAGUAG
Messenger RNA from Eutrema salsugineum, 507 nucleotides. RefSeq lists its product as uncharacterized. The transcript is spliced from 2 exons. Lineage: Eukaryota; Viridiplantae; Streptophyta; Magnoliopsida; Brassicales; Brassicaceae. The record is from RefSeq and is a predicted model, not a curated record. Bases 1 to 507 code for a protein of 168 amino acids.